Adineta steineri is the source of this 345-nucleotide messenger RNA. The record is from the annotation of a GenBank genome assembly. Lineage: Eukaryota; Metazoa; Rotifera; Eurotatoria; Adinetida; Adinetidae.
AUGGCUUUAAGUCUGUUUUCCAUCAAUAUAAGUUUAGGAGUCGUUCAAGAAGUUCAACCACAGAAUUGUGUCUGUUAUGAUCCUGGCCGUCUCGAUACUAAUAAUUCCACUGUUGCUUGUAACACCACUCACUGUAGCCGUGGCAAUAAUCCUAACUGUAAUGUUGCUGAUCCUGAUUAUACUAUAAUACAUCUUCGUGCUUUUGGUUAUUAUGGUGCAAUCGUGACUUCCCUUGGUUGUAACUGUCCCGGUUAUAACUAUAGUAAUUCUAGUGAUGAGAAUGCUAUGGAUGGUGCUAGUAAUGGUGGAUAUUCCUACACUGAUUGCGAUGGCUUUGGGUGGUGA